UACGAGCCGCGCGGCUGGUGAAGUGUGUGGCUGCGGCCUCCGCAAGGCUUGGGGUCUGAACCAGCCAUGACUGCCAAAGAUUAUCCGUCAUUGUGGGGCUUUGGAACAACAAAAACAUUUAAAAUACCUGUUGAACAUUUGGAUUUCAAGUAUAUUGAAAAAUGUUCAGACGUUAAACACUUGGAAAAAAUUCUUUGUGUGCUCAGGUCUGGUGAGGAAGGAUAUUAUCCUGAACUUACUGAAUUUUGUGAAAAGCGCCUUUCAGGCUUGGCUCCUGGAAGUAGAGCUUUGAGGAGAGAGAAACCUGCAGCGACAGCAGCCAGUUUCACAGCAGAAGAAUGGGAAAAAAUUGAUGGUGAUAUAAAGAGUUGGGUAUCAGAAAUUAAAAAAGAAGAUGAUAAAAUACACUUUCAAGAAACUGAAACAUUUCCAGCAAUGGAAGAUAAUUUGCCUCCAGUUCGUGGUUCAAACAGCCAUCUUCACGUUGCCAAGGAAAAAAAUUCUAAAAGUAGACCAGCUAAAAAGAAAAUUCCGAGGGACUAUGCAGAGUGGGAUAAAUUUGACGUGGAAAAGGAAUGUGCGAAAAUUGAUGAAGAUUACAAAGAAAAAACUAUAGUAAACAACAAGUUGCAUUUGUCUAAAAUUGAGACAAGACUAGAUACAGCAGGUCUAACUGAGAAGGAAAAGGAUUUUCUUGCUACUCAUGAAAAGGAGAAAGGAAAUGAAGCUUUUAACUCAGGAGAUUAUGAAGAGGCUGUGAUGUAUUAUACUCGGAGCAUAUCAGUGCUUCCCACGGUAGCAGCCUAUAACAAUCGCGCUCAAGCGGAACUCAAAUUACAGAACUGGAACAGUGCUUUUCAGGAUUGUGAAAAGGUCUUGGAGUUAGAACCCGGGAACUUGAAGGCUCUUCUGCGCCGUGCCACUACGUAUAAACAUCAAAACAAGCUCCAGGAAGCUAUAAAAGAUUUGAAUAAAGUACUGGCUGUUGAACCUGAUAAUGAGUUGGCCAAAAAAACCUUGUUAGAGGUUGAAAGAGAUCUGAAAAAUUCUGAACCUGCAUCUGAGACUCAAACCAAAGGGAAAAGGAUGGUUAUUCAGGAAGUAGAAAACUCAGAAGAUGAAAAUGAAAAGGACAGUGGAAGAAAACAUGAAGAUGGCAUUGGAGAUAAGAAGGCCGCGGAGCCGGCGCCAGCCGGGCGCGCCGCCGAGCCGCGCGCCAUGGGCAACAUCCAGAAGAAGCUGACGGGCAAGAGCGAGGGCGGCCGGCGGCCGGAGACGGGCGCGCCGCGGCGGGGCCGGGCGCCGGAGGCCGGCGCGGACAAGCGGGACCGGCCGCGGGCCCCGGCGACGGCGGGCGGUGCCAGUGGGCACCCGGGCGGCGGGCGGGGCGCCGGGGACCCCGUCGGCCCCGCCGGCCUGAAGAGCCAGGGCAACGAGCUCUUUAAAAACGGGCAGUUCGCCGAGGCGGCUCUCAGGUACUCGGCGGCGAUCGCGCAGCUGGAGCCUGCAGGAAGUGGAAGUGCAGAUGAUCUAAGUAUCUUAUAUUCAAAUAGAGCAGCAUGUUAUCUAAAAGACGGAAACUGCAGUGGCUGCAUUCAAGAUUGUAACAGGGCUCUGGAACUUCAUCCAUUCUCAAUCAAGCCUCUUCUUCGACGAGCAAUGGCCUAUGAAACUUUAGAGCAGUAUCAGAAAGCUUAUGUGGAUUAUAAAACAGUGUUGCAAAUAGACUGCGGAAUCCAGAUAGCAAAUGACAGUGUUAACAGGAUAACAAAAAUUUUAAUGGCCCUGGAUGGACCAAGCUGGCGGGAGAAGCUGUCACCCAUUCCUGCUGUGCCCACUUCUGCACAAUUGCGAGCUUGGCGGCCUGUGGCAGAGACGCCCCCAGACCAAGUGGGAGAUUCCUGCAGCCAUCACCAACCGGGCAUCACAGAUGAAAAAAUGUUUAAAACCCUUAAAGAAGAAGGAAAUCAAUGUGUAAAGGACAAAAACUAUAAAGAUGCCCUUAGUAAAUACAGUGAAUGCUUAAAGAUUAACAACAAGGAAUGUGCCAUUUAUACAAACAGAGCCCUCUGUUACCUGAAGCUGGGCCAGUUUGAAGAGGCAAAGCAGGACUGUGACCAGGCGCUUCAGAUGGACCUCGGCAAUGUGAAAGCGUGCUACAGACGAGCUCUUGCUCACAAAGGACUCAAGAAUUAUCAGAAAAGUUUAAACGAUCUCCAUAAAGUUCUCCUACUAGACCCAAAUAUUAUUGAGGCAAAAAUGGAACUGGAAGAGGUCACCAGAAUCCUGAAUGUUCAGGAUAAUGCAGCAUCAUUCAACAAAGAAAAGGAGAGAAGGAAAAUUGAGAUUCAAGAGGUGAAUGAGGGCCAUAAAGAGGAGCCUGAAAGGACCUCGGAGGACGUCUCCACUGACUCCCGUGCUUCUGAGAAGGGGGACACAAGCAACGGGCCACGAGAAUUCUAUGAGAAACUACCAAUCCCCAAGCCUAACAAUGCCUACGAAUUUGGCCAGGUUAUAAACGCCGUCAGUACUAGGAAAGAUAAAGAAGCCUGUGCACACCUGUUAGCCAUCACUGAACCGAAAGACUUGCCAGUGUUGUUGAGUAACAAACUUGAAGGGGAUACAUUCCUGCUCCUCAUCCAGUCUCUGAAAAAUAAUCUUAUUGAUAAAGAUCCUUCUUUGGUAUAUCAGCAUCUUUUAUAUCUGAGUAAAGCAGAAAGGUUUAAGAUGAUGUUGACACUGAUUAGCAAGGGCCAAAAGGAGCAGAUUAAACAGCUCUUUGAUGACCUCUCAGACACACCAAACAAACAUUUUACUUUAGAAGAUGUGCAGGCCCUCAAAAGGCAGUAUGAGCUUUAAAUAAAGAUUAUUGUUAGAUUUCUUCCAUGCAUGUAUGUGUUCCAGUAAUGCUAAUGAGAUGGUAUUGUAAUAGAGUUGCAUGGAUAAAAACCUGGCUUAGAAAAGAUCCCUUGGUCUGGACUAUAAAAUAUUUUACUUAUUUUUAUACAUAGAACACAUAUAUUCUACAAUCUGCUUUUUAUUAGUUGUAAAUAUUUUCUUAUGUACCAGAGCUAACAUCUUUAUAUUUAAUAAUAAGUAUAUCUGGAACUUGUUAAGAUGCAUUUUAAUUUAUAUUAUACAUUUUCUUUUAAUAACUUACUUGUUAAAAUUUUGAGUUAAAUUACACUUCUUUGGGCUAUGAAGGAGUCCUGUUAAGUUUGAUAGAAAUGUAUUUCUUUACAGUUCAUUUUUAAAAGUGGAAAUCAUUAAUGGUGAUUAUUACAUCACUUUUAUUUCCUGCUAAGAUAUAUAUAAAUCCCAUUUUAUACUACUUGUGGAUUACAGGCCUCUAAGAUGAAAUGUAACACUUAAGUCUAUAAUAUGAAAUGAUUAUUAAAUAAAUUGUGAUUAUUAAUUUAGAGCUAUAAGAGGAACUUAUUUUUUUCUAAUAUGGAAGCAUUGCCUAAUAAUUAAGAACAAAAAUUGCCUGAAAUUCUGCUCCUUUUUACUAGAUUUUUAAAGGCAAGUUUCCCUUAUGUGUUGCUUACAUAAGCAAUAAAGAAACAACCACUAUAUAAAAGCAACUAAGCCUGCAUUUCUAUUUGAAUUGUCACUCCCACAUUUCCCCCAAACAUUUUGAGUGACUUCUCCCUCUUUGUUUCCCCCCUCCUUUAAGCAUGAUCAUAUUUAUUCCCUUAGUGCAAAAGGGAAAAUGAAGAACUCUUUAUAUUGAGAGCUCCCUUGUUAACUGGGUCAGGGUAAAGGUAUUUCUUACGAUAAAACCUUCAGGUCUCUAUCAAUCAGUGUGCUGUCAUUUAUUCCUGUAGUCUUUGGUCAGGUUUCUUUUUCUGAAGCAUUUUCUUGUUCUUUAGAAGAGCAGAGGAAAGAUGACUAUCACAUUCGUUAUUUCCAU
Molecule: messenger RNA, 3913 nt
Organism: Balaenoptera musculus (blue whale)
Lineage: Eukaryota; Metazoa; Chordata; Mammalia; Artiodactyla; Balaenopteridae
Gene: SPAG1
Product: sperm associated antigen 1
Exons: 20
Coding region: 67-2859 (930 amino acids)
Cellular component (GO): cytosol; mitochondrion
Molecular function (GO): heat shock protein binding
Source: RefSeq, a predicted model, not a curated record